Molecule: messenger RNA, 3233 nt
Organism: Oncorhynchus masou masou (cherry salmon)
Lineage: Eukaryota; Metazoa; Chordata; Actinopteri; Salmoniformes; Salmonidae
Product: transmembrane protein 87A-like
Exons: 19
Coding region: 119-1810 (563 amino acids)
Biological process (GO): retrograde transport, endosome to Golgi
Cellular component (GO): Golgi cisterna membrane; Golgi apparatus
Source: RefSeq, a predicted model, not a curated record
GGUACCAGGCGCGCGUCCGUGAAGCCUCUCCUUCACCCAACAGAGACUCCGGGCCCCGGAACUGACUGCGGAACUGUUUCGUACACAAAUUAAAUUGAAAAAAAAACAAAACAAAACAAUGCCAGAUGUCACGGUGUUUUUGUCAUGUUUGUUGUUUUUUAUUUCAAUUUUGCGUCCAGGGAUCGGGGCAGAAGUGUCCUUGUGGAACGUCGACAUCAACUCAUCACAAAAUGCCGUCUUCAGGAAGACAUUGUACGCCAACACAACCAUCUUCAUGACAUUCCAGGGCGACUUGGCUUUAUGUGAUUCCACCCUGGCCUUCAACAUCAGUUGGUACCUCCGGUCUUCAAAAUGCUACAAUGAAGUCUUUAAUACUCCAGACAACAAGGCACUGACUAUGUUUGGUCUGGAUCACAUGCUGAAGGAGGACUGGAAUGGCUUCUACAGUCAGGGAUACAUGUACUUCGACAACUGCUCAACCCUUUUACUACCCAAGGUGUACUACACAGACUUCAGCCCCUAUCAACCCCUCAUCAGCCCACAGAGCGAGGAAGGCAGGCCUUCCAAUCAGAGUGCUCCGCAGGGGUGGCUGGAAAAGCCGGAUAUAGGUGCAGUGGCCAAGGCUUGGUCCGACAGCCCCUACCUGUUUAUAGUGAAGGUACAGCCGCAGCAGCGUGGAGAUGCCAGCGGGGGGCGCCCUGGAGCAGAGGAGGAGGAGCCUAAUGAUGUCCAGGGAAACUUGGCCUUCAUCAUGACCGUGGAGAUGAAGGGGCCUCGUGAAUACUCCUCCCCUGCAGACUGGCCUCUAAUGAUGUUCUACAUGGCGAUGUGUAUAGUGUAUGUUUUCUUCGGGGCGCUCUGGCUCUUCUGGUCGGCCUGUUACUGGAAAGAUCUGUUGAGGAUCCAGUUCUGGAUUGGAGGAGUGAUCCUCCUGGGCAUGCUGGAGAAGGCCGUCUUCUACUCCGAGUACCAGAGCAUCCGCUACAGAGGAGACUAUGUCCAAGGUGCUGUAAUCUUUGCCGAGUUGCUGUCUGCUCUGAAGAGAUCUCUGGCUCGCAUCCUGGUGCUCAUAGUCAGUCUGGGGUACGGCAUCGUCAAACCCAGGCUGGGCACCACAGUCCACCGGCUAGCAGCAGUAGGCCUGCUCUACCUGCUCUUCUCCUCCGUGGAGGGAGUACUGCGCGUCACAGGAGGUUUCUAUGGGACCGUAGCCCUGGUGGCUAACCUGAGUCUCUCUCUCAUUGACUCCUGUGUGAUGUGGUGGAUCUUCAUAAGCUUGUCCCAGACCACUCGUCUUCUGAAGCUGCGUAGGAACGUGGUGAAGCUGUCUCUGUAUCAGCAUUUCACCAACACACUCAUCUUCUCUGUUCUGGCUUCUAUUAUCUUCAUCGUCUGGACGACCAAAGUGUUUAAGCUGGUCGACUGCCAGACGGGUUGGAGGGAUUUGUGGGUGGACGAUGCCUUCUGGCGCCUCCUCUUUUCCACCAUCCUCCUGGUCAUCAUGGUGUUGCUACGACCCUCCGCCAACAGCCAGAGGUUCUCCCAUUCCCCUCUGAUCGAUGAAGACGAUGAGGAGGAUGAAGCCAAGGAACCCAUGCUGAAUGAAGCCUUUGAGGGGAUGAAGAUGAGAGGCACCAAGGCUGAGACUAAUGGAUCCCAGUCACAGAAACUACUCAGUAAAGAGGAUGAAGACCUGAAAUGGGUUGAAGAAAACAUUCCCACAACUGUUGCUGAUGUAGCCCUCCCAGCAAUGCUUGACGAAGAGGAGGAAAUUCUGAAAACCAAGAUGGAGAGAUCCAAAAUGGAAUGACCGAGUGGAGGGGUUUCUCCGAGGCAGCCAUUGAUGGAGUUAAAUUAAGUGAACCUUCAGAUCCUAUAUUUAUGUACAACACUUUUAUGUUCAUUUGAGCACCGCCAUGCAGCCGCUAAUAAACUCUACGGCUUUGCCAAAUGGCCCCCUAUUCCCUCUGUAGUGCACUACUGUUGACCAGGGCCCCAUAGGGUAGUGCCCUACUGUUGACCAGGGCCCAUAGGGUAGUGCCCUACUGUUGACCAGGGCCCAUAGGGUAGUGCCCUACUGUUGACCAGGGCCCCAUAGGGUAGUGCCCUACUGUUGACCAGGGCCCAUAGGGUAGUGCCCUACUGUUGACCAGGGCCCAUAGGGUAGUGCCCUACUGUUGACCAGGGCCCAUAGGGUAGUGCCCUACUGUUGACCAGGGCCCUAUAUAGAACACUACUGUUGACCAGGGCCCAUAGGGUAGUGCCCUACUGUUGACCAGGGCCCAUAGGGUAGUGUACUACUGUUGACCAGGGCCCUAAUCACUAUAUAGAACACUACUGUAGACCAGGACCCUAUAUAGAACACUGCUGUUGACCAGGGCCCUAUAUAGAACACUGCUGUUGACCAGGGCCCUAUAUAGAACACUGCUGUUGACCAGGGCCCUAUAUAGAACACUACUGUUGACCAGGGCCCUAUAUAGAACACUACUGUUGAGCAGGGCCCAUAGGGUAGUGUACUACUGUUGACCAGGGCCCUAUUCCCUAUAUAGAACACUACUGUUGACCAGGGCCCAUAGGGAAGUGCACAACAGUAGUGCACUACCCUAUGGGGCCUGGUCAACAGUAGUGCACUACCCUAUGGGCCCUGGUCAACAGUAGUGCACUACCCUAUGGGGCCCUGGUCAACAGUAGUGCACUACCCUAUGGGGCCCUGGUCAACAGUAGGGCACUACCCUAUGGGGCCCUGGUCAACAGUAGUGCACUACCCUAUGGUCCCUGGUCAACAGUAGUGCACUCCAUUUGGGAUGCUACUUGUCACUCGGCCCAGUGAGUCAGUCAGUCUGCCAUUGACACCUAUCUAUAUUAGUAUUGACACAGUGCAGUCUGAUAAUUUGUCAGAUUUGCUAAAUGCAUUAUUAUGUGUCACAGUGAGGCUUUUUAUGUUCGUUUCUGCCACCUCCUCCCCCAACGCUGGCACAGUGCAAGUUAAACACAGCCUGUGAGGCCAGACUAGGCCCACUCACCCAGUAAUUUAUUCUACAUACAGCAUAUGGUUUUGUAUUGUUAAAUUGUCCUGCAUUGUUUGUUUUUUUGGUUUAGCAGGAAAUAAGGACAGCAUCUAAUGUACAGUAAAGUGGGUCUGUGUCGUAGUUUCUUUGUUACAUUUAUUGUAUGCAUUUUUUGCUGUUUAUUCUGGGAUUAAAGUUUAUAUUAAAACCUUGUCACCAAAUUAA